Daldinia vernicosa is the source of this 1128-nucleotide messenger RNA. RefSeq lists its product as uncharacterized. The transcript has 5 exons. Bases 1 to 1128 code for a protein of 375 amino acids. Gene Ontology annotation, molecular function: ubiquitin protein ligase activity. The record is from RefSeq and is a predicted model, not a curated record. NCBI's taxonomy places the organism in Eukaryota, Fungi, Ascomycota, Sordariomycetes, Xylariales, Hypoxylaceae. Gene Ontology annotation, cellular component: synaptonemal complex. Gene Ontology annotation, biological process: reciprocal meiotic recombination.
AUGGAGCAUAUGCUGCGCUGCAAUAAUCUCAAAUGUCGAAAAGAACUUGGUGAUCGAGCAUUAGUGACUACAUGCAGUCAUAUUUUCUGUACCGACUGCGCUGCUCGCCUUGGUUUGACGGCACAGAGACAUGAAAGUCGCAACUCGUGUCCUGCUUGCAAUACCCCUUUAACUAAUCCCGAUGACGCUGUUAUUUCAAAUCUCAAUCCCAGCGAAGAUUACAAAACGAGUGUUCUCAGCGGCCUUAGUCCCUACGUUAUUAUCGAAUGCGCAAGUCGGGCCCUUAGCUUCUGGGCAUACCAAGCCACCCAGGAAGUCUUCUACCAUGAAAAACUGGGCUCUGCGCUUACUGAAAAAUACUCAAACCUCAGCGUUCAGCUUGACAAAGUUAUCAAUAGCAUGGGAAUAGAGCAUGAGAAUCUACGUAGAAAGAAUGACGAACUAGCACACGCAUACAAGGAGAAGAACCGAAAGCUCCUUCAAAUCCAAGAGUUGUAUGACAAACUCAAGCAAAGAGCUAUGCUGGGCCAGAUGCAAGAUGCUGCCGAAGAUGCAGUUGAUUCUGCACUCCACGGACAAUCAUUGGAAAGAGCCCAGUUUGAGAGUAUUAGCCAAAAUACUGCAGAUUAUCAAGAUCACGGAACACCCUAUGCGCACCAUCGUCCAGCACUCCACGAGCAGCAAAGAAUGCCAGCCGGAUACCACCAUCAGGCGAUGCGACAGGACCAUAACAACCCUUGGUCAAGGAAUACAGCAAAUGUCCCUAUCACGCCUUCGACCCAUCGCCAGCGUCUCGGUGAAACAACUGGUGUUGGUCUGUCGACUAUUCCCGGUCUUGUUUCAGGCACUCCUCAAGUACAUCAAGCUAAUAUGGGCAUACGGUCAUCACAAGCGGAUAUGCCGUCCAUGAAUCUUCAAACUAAUGCAAGAUUCCCUGCUGUUGGACUGAGCUCUGGUCUGAAAGUUAGUCACGAUGAAAGUAACUCUACCGGAUUUUCCGCAUCAUUAGCAAGACCACGAGUAGCCCAGAGAGGAACCCCAAUUUCCUCGACGUUCCAUCGAACACAACCGGGUGGGCAGCAGGAAAAUAUUCUCCCCGGAAUUCGAAAUAAUUUCACAAAUAUCUAA